AUUUCAACAUCUUGAGUGUGUGCGCAAAUACAACCCAGUAAGAAGGUAGGUAGUAGAGCUGUAUUCAAGUGCAUGAAAGCUGUGCUACCCCGACAUGUCCCUGUCAAAAUGCCUUUCUUUUUUCCAUCUACUGUGGAGAAAGGAAAAUGACAAAUCAAGUAUCCAAAUUCAUUCAUACAAAAACCCAAGAACCUGAAGAGUAAGAUCUGAGUGAUGACGAUCAAAACCCACAUAAAAUAUUCACACGACAAUCUCUCUAAGAUUAAAAAAAUCCCCGCCGACAGUCUAACCCAGCCCUAAACAUGCGUGAUGUGUUGGGUGGUCCCAAAGAGAGUCAUUGUUAACUGUAGUUGAGAAAUUAAACCCCACCUGCCCCGACCUGAGUCUGAAGUGAAUUGUAACGCCUUUACUAAGCUGGGAAAAUAUAGAUUUAGUAUUACUGUUUGUAGGUGUGUACUUAAUUGUGUGAUGAUAAUAUAUGUUUUUGUAGAGUUGAAGAGACAGAGUUGAGGAGCUGAGGGGUUGCUGAGCAUCUAAGCGAAGACAUUUUGCUGGAUUAGGAGUCCCCAUCAUCAUGGAGGCACUCAACUGCAGAAGAUGGCGUUUCACAUCUCAAAUGCUGCUGGCCUUCAGUUUAACUCUAGUCUUUGCAUUCUGUCCAACUGGUGCUUAUGACCCACUAGAUCCAAAUGGCAACAUAACAAUCAAAUGGGAUGUCAUUUCCUGGACUCCAGAUGGCUAUGUGGCCGUUGUGACUAUGAACAAUUUUCAGCAGUACAGACAUAUCCAGGCUCCUGGAUGGACAUUGGGAUGGACUUGGGCAAAGAAAGAAGUGAUCUGGUCAAUGGUUGGCGCCCAGACAACACAGCAAGGAGAUUGCUCUCGAUACAAGGGAAACAUUCCACAUUGUUGUAUGAAAACUCCAACUGUUGUGGAUUUGCUUCCUGGAACUCCUUAUAACCAACAGAUUGCUAAUUGUUGCAAAGGUGGAGUGAUUGCCUCUUGGGCCCAAGAUCCUGUAAAUGCUGUAGGUGCUUUCCAAGUUAGUGUUGGUAGUGCAGGGACAUCAAAUACAACAGUGCGCUUGCCCAAAAAUUUUACUCUCAAGGCACCUGGUCCAGGAUAUACUUGUGGCCCAGCCAAGAAAGUUAAAUCCAGUUUAUUUCUAUCUGUAGAUGGCCGCCGGUUCACUCAAGCCCUUAUGACAUGGAAUGUAACAUGUACAUACUCCCAAUUUCUAGCCCAGAAAACUCCAACUUGUUGUGUUUCACUAUCAUCAUUCUACAAUGAUACUAUAGUUCCAUGUCCAGUUUGUACGUGUGGUUGUCAGAACAAUAUUACACAACCAGGCACUUGUGUAGAGCCAAAAGCACAGUUGCUGAAAACUCCAGGUAUAAAUACACCAACUAAGAACUUUGCCCCUCUCAUACAGUGCACCCCCCACAUGUGCCCAGUUAGGAUACACUGGCACGUUAAGUUGAAUUACAAAGCAUAUUGGCGAGUGAAAGUUACAGUCACAAAUUUCAAUUACAGAAUGAAUUACAGUCAGUGGAACAUUGUUGCUCAGCAUCCAAAUUUUGACAACAUAACUCAACUUUUCAGCUUCAACUAUAAGCCACUAACUCCAUAUGGGACAAUAAAUGAUACUGCAAUGCUUUGGGGAGUGAAAUACUAUAAUGACAUGCUUAUGCAGGCAGGGCCUGAUGGAAAUGUGCAAUCUGAAAUACUUUUCCAGAAGGACAUGCGAACAUUUACUUUCAAACAAGGAUGGGCUUUUCCACGGAGAAUAUAUUUCAAUGGUGAUGAUUGCGUGUUGCCACCUCCAGAUGCUUAUCCAUGGUUGCCAAACUGGAGUACUUCCCUGCAGAUUGAGAAGGCCUUUAUAUUUGUUGUUUCUCUCUUGGUUUCAGCAUCUCUGUUGGCCUUCUUGUAGGUUGUUGCCCACAUUUAUGGCAGCUGUUUCAUAUAACGAAGUCAUCUUAACAUACAACCUAGAGUUACCUGAAACCGUGAAGAGUUUCAAUCAUCUUCAUGAAGGGCACCAGAAAGUUGGAUGCCUAAGCCUGUACCUGAAUUUGUGUCAUAGAUAAUUCUUUGGUAGGGUAUAAUUACCUAUUUUAAGUUGAUUCUUUGUAAGGUAAUUGUUAGCUAUGUUCAGUUCUAAGUUGUUGAAGAGAUGGCACAUUUGUUACAUAAGCGUCCAAAGUUCAAGCAGGGCGGUGUUUCUUGUCAAACAUUGUGAAUGACAUCUCAAUAAUAUUAUCAAUUAGAAUUUUCUGUAAACUA
Cryptomeria japonica (Japanese cedar) is the source of this 2286-nucleotide messenger RNA. RefSeq names its product COBRA-like protein 2. The record is from RefSeq and is a predicted model, not a curated record. Bases 575 to 1933 code for a protein of 452 amino acids. Gene Ontology annotation, biological process: cellulose microfibril organization; plant-type cell wall cellulose biosynthetic process. The transcript has 6 exons. NCBI's taxonomy places the organism in Eukaryota, Viridiplantae, Streptophyta, Pinopsida, Cupressales, Cupressaceae. Gene Ontology annotation, cellular component: plasma membrane.